Molecule: messenger RNA, 375 nt
Organism: Neurospora tetrasperma FGSC 2508
Lineage: Eukaryota; Fungi; Ascomycota; Sordariomycetes; Sordariales; Sordariaceae
Exons: 2
Coding region: 1-375 (124 amino acids)
Source: RefSeq, a predicted model, not a curated record
AUGGCAUUCGGCCUCCCUUCGAGUUUGCCCUUGGGAAUCAGAGAAGGUGGUCGUCCAGAGCGGAGCUUUUACAGGCCAGGGCCUCCUGGACUGAUUCCCGCUUGGCCUGCGGAGGGGACCGAGGGCAAGUGGAGAAAGUGGAGAAGUGAUCUACAGAACGCCAUGUCUUUCAAUGGCCCGAUUCACUACCCUCCAAAGCCUCUGAAACCGGAAACCAUCCUCAAGUCCGGCUUCAUCCCGUAUGGCUUCACUUCCCUAAAGGAGGCCACACAGAAGCCCGAUCUUGCUCAGCAUCGCGCGGGAAGAAGACGCCCAAGCCUCGAAUGGCCUUCCCUCACUGGUCGUAUACCAUUUCGUCAGGGAGAAUGGUGGUAA